UGUGUGCAGUAUGAAGCAUAAAACCUGAAAGAUUUACAAGAUUCACACACUUAUCAAACCAGCUGAGCACAACAGGCAGGUUGUAAUCUCACAGGCGCCUUUCUAGAUCUCCUGAUAGCAUUGGCUGCUUCAUUCCUGAGCGUCGUGUAGAAAUGGAGGGGAUUGUAGAAGACUGUCUGGGUUUUCUAUACGAUCUGCUGGUGGUAAUAUGUGUUGGGGUGCUGCUUCUGCGGGCUGCUGAGGGCCGGUCAGUGAGGUGGUUGGUGUUGCUCAUGGUUUCUGGAGGGAUCUUAAGCUGCUUGGUCCAUCCAAGCGCCCUUAAAGUGGGGAUUGUGAGUGUGCUGUGUAGUGUCAUCCACUAUGUAGGGAGAGAAGAGGUCAUGUUGCCAACUCAAAACAAGGCAGUACUUAUCACAGGUUGUGAUUCGGGUUUUGGUCAUGAUCUGGCCAGGUUUUUGGACAGCGCUGGGAUGAGGGUGUUUGCAGGGGUUCUGGAUGAACACAGUCCUGGAGCUCUGAAGCUGAAGAAAGAUGCAUCUCAAAACCUCACUGUCCUACAGUUAGACAUCACCAACAGCAGCCAGAUCACACAGGCACAUCAGUACAUCCAGAGUCAAACAGGCAAAACAGGACUUUGGGCACUUGUGAACAAUGCUGGAGUGCUGGGAUAUGUUUGCGAUGGAGAAAUUCUGCCAAUUAAAAUGUAUAAAAAAUUCCUAGAUGUGAAUUUUAUUGGUAGUGUGGAGAUGACUCAAGUCUUUCUGCCUCAAAUACGACAAUCAAAAGGACGACUCAUCAGUAUAGCCAGUAUGGCAGGAGAAGUUCCACUUUCUGGAUUCGCAGGAUAUGGGGCGUCUAAAGCAGCGCUGAUCUCCUUCAGUGGAGCGAUUAGACAGGAACUCUCACGCUGGGGAGUCAAAGUCAUCAUCAUUCAACCUGGAGCUUUCAAAACAAAUAUUUUGGGCAACAGAGAGCAGUGGAAUAGUGCUCAGGAGGACAUCCUCAGUGGUUUGGCUCAGGAAGUGAUGGCGUCUUAUGGAGAAGAAUACAUCCGCUCAAUGCAGCGGCGGCUGGUCAACAUGUCUUCAGUAUCAAGCUCAGACAUGGGGCCAUUUCUUGAGGCUUUAAAGCAUGCCAUACUGUCCCCAAGACCAAAGCCCUUCUACUACCCCGGGGACUCUGCGUGGGCUCUUCCAUUUCUCUACAGACACAGCCCCACUUCACUGUCUGACAGAGUCUUCUCACAAGUCUUUCUGAGCAGUGAUGAGCAGCCAGCAGAACUCUUGCACACUUGAGUUGUGACUGUUUACUGAUACUAAUAGACUUGCAAACUUAA
Carassius carassius (crucian carp) is the source of this 1336-nucleotide messenger RNA. RefSeq names its product estradiol 17-beta-dehydrogenase 2-like. The transcript is spliced from 5 exons. Bases 153 to 1295 code for a protein of 380 amino acids. The record is from RefSeq and is a predicted model, not a curated record. NCBI's taxonomy places the organism in Eukaryota, Metazoa, Chordata, Actinopteri, Cypriniformes, Cyprinidae. Gene Ontology annotation, molecular function: oxidoreductase activity.